ACCACCAUGUUUGUUUGCGUUUUGUGUUGGUUCCUCAUGAGCUCGACUGUGAUGGAAAAUUUUUAAUUUUCUUGCAAAGUACGACUUGCCAUAUCUUAUAAUGGAAAGCUAUCAGUUACGUGAUUAUUGUGGAAAAUACUAAUCGAGUUUCAAAGUGAUUAAAUGAUACCGGAGUAGUGGAAAUACCACAUUAAGAUUAGCUGUAGUGUGCAGUGAAUUUGAAAGAGGGUGAAGUCAGUAGCUGCCAAGAGAGUGUUGGAUGUUGUCUACUGAUGGUAUUGUAUUGUGGUAGCCAAACCACAAUACUGUACGUAUUUAAUUGUUAGGACUGUACCAUCUACCAGAGAGUGAAAUUCAAGUUAUACAGUAUGUAUGCUAGUUUCUUGCAAAUACUAUAUGUAUCAUGUGUAUUUAGAAAUCGUCCUUAGGUUUGCACUCAUAUUUUAGUGUACAGUGCAUUGCUACAUUAGGGAAAUAAUUUUAUUAAAGUUGUGCCUGUACUGUAUACUGUAUUAUAAUGUUGACCAAUUUUUUAAGGGCCCUUGAAGAUGGAAUUUGUCAAUAGAAUAUAAGGAUGAGGUGAUGUCUUUCACUGAUGUUAGUUUUAUGAUGAAUGAUUUAAGUGUCUGAACUUUAAAAAAAUCCUUAUAUAUUAUUAUAUGGAAAAGUAGUGAAUAAGAUUAUUUUCAAAGAUUAAGAAAUAAUGGAAACAGAGAAGCAGUCAAGAAGUGCUUAGGUAAGGAAGAGGGAAGCAUAAGAAAUAUUUGUGCAACUUCCUUUUCUCAAUUUUAAAAUGAGUAAGACCAAAGAAAACAAGAUGGACUCGAGGUCCUUGGAGAAGCGUCUCUCGGCAGUGAGAGAGACAUCAGAGGACAUCCAGACAUUGUCUCGGUGGUGUCUUCAACACAAGAACCAUCAUCAUUCUAUAAUCCAGGCGUGGUCUCGCUCGGUUCGCAAAUCAAAGGUACCUCACCGACUGACCUUAUUUUAUGUGUGCAAUGACAUCGUACAAAACAGCCGACGCAAAAAAUUACUAGAUCUUGUGCAGCACUUUGCCACAGCUAUCAAGGAAGCAGCACCUCUAGUCAGGGAUGAAAAGAUUCGUCCAAAGAUUAUAAGGAUCUUCAACAUCUGGGAGGAGCGAGGGAUCUAUGAUGCCAAGUUCAUCUCAGACUUGACCGAAAUAGUGGAAAAUGUGGGAACAGUUAAUGCCUCAGAGAAUGAAAUUGUUCUCUCUAGUUUCCAGCCUGUGCAGUUAGUAGAAGGAAUAAGGGGAGUUGCUGCCCUAGAGAAGACAACAGAAUCUCUUAUGACAGACCUCAAGAACCAAGAUUUUUCCCUGACAGAUGAGGAAAUCAAUCAACUCCGACAAACUGUGAAAGACUGCCCAGCGAGAAGCAUUUUCCUCCGGUCGUCACCCACCACAGAGCGAGGAACAAGUCGAGAGCGCAUGGAGGAGUUUGAAGAAGCUGUAAUUGCCCUUGAAUGUUAUAUGGCUUCAGUGCAAAAGGAAGUAGAGGAGAGGACGCAGGUAGUAACUCUACUUGAACAGGCCGAGAUAUUCUACGAGACUCAGCGUGGGGAGGCUAAAAUGGUGGCCAAUGCAUAUAAAAACUUUGGGAAUAGGGUAAAGACUCUAAAGACCAAAUUAACAGAAAAAAUGAAGACUCUCCCAGAACCCAGUCCAGUGCCCUCCCCAACUGUAGAUGCUCCCUCACCAGAGAACAGUGAUGAUGAAGACUUGUCCCUGCCUGAAUCUGGCAACUCAGGGUUUGAUUCAUUUUUGAAUUCAUCAAAAUUUGCUGAACUUGCUAAGGAUGCUUUAGGCGGAACAAGUGGAGACCUGGAGAGUCGCUUAUCAGCUAUCAGGAAAAGUGAAGCAUCCCCCAAAAAAUCAUCUCCAAAAACAUCUGCUUCCCAAGAGAUUAAAGAUGUUCAGUCACCUAAACUGUCAACUAAUGAGUCAACUAUGGAUAAUAUUCAAGUCUGGGAUGUUGAAGAUUCUCUAGAUGGGUAUGAAGCUCGUGAAGUCUGGGACUCGCGAAAUAACAGGGAGACCCGAGACACAAGGGAGUCGAGAAGUUCGAGGGAUCCCGAUGAAAGAAGGGAGUCUCAAGAGAUUCGAGACGUUCGAGAUUCGUGGGAUCGUGAUUCUGCCGACCGAAGGGACUAUGUAUCAUUAAGGGAACACAGGAAUUCUAGAAGCUCUAGGGACUCCCGAGAUUCCCGGGAUGGCGCCUCAGAGUGUCGUGAAGCCUACAGGGGCAGUAGCAGGGACCGUGCAACAUGUGAGCGUGACUACACCCACAAGUCUAGAGACCGGGAGUAUUCUCACACUCCUACUAGCUCUUAUGACUCCCCAGUUCAUCCUCCUAAGGAUUUGAAGCCCAUGAGUGCUGCCGAAUUGCUGGAUACUUUUGGCAAGGCUUACCUUAGCAAAUCCAGCGGAGGAAGUGGGAGUACAAGCAGCAGUGUUAAGUCACCUGUACCUUUACCUGUACCCGUACCUGUACCUGUGCCUGUACCUCCUCCAUAUGAACCUUCCAAACCUCCCAACACAUCCACUCCCAAUCACUCAAUACCUGAUCUUUCUCGUCCACCUCCUAGCCUCUCCAUACCCUUACCCCCCAGUAAUCCACCUACCACAGAUUCCCCUUCUCCAUAUACCCCAAUGCCUGUCAGUGCCCCCACAUCAUAUACUCCAAAAUCACUUUACACUCCUCAGCCAUAUCCACCACCACCUGAGUCAUCUCCCAAAUCAGCAUAUCCCCCUCCUCCAACACCUGGUGAACAGCCUCCUUAUCCACCUUAUGAAACCCAAACUGCAUGGGUGCCUCCUCCACCACCGCCCCCACCUCCUCCUGAAGUAUUAGAUGAUGGAACCGGUGGGUCGGGAAAUGAGUAUGAAAUACUUUCUAGGAGUUUUAGCCAAGGUUGGCCUGAUUAUGAACAAUAUAGUAACCCUGGGGAUGUAAAUGAUGAUGAUGAGUCAGAUGAUCGUAACUGGGGUGAGCCUCCUGGCAAUGAAGAACUAGAAGCACUGACUUCAGAUACCCCAUCCUCUCCCCCAACUUUUGAGAAAGGAUUCUCGGGGGUUUUACUUCCACCUCCCUUGCCCCCAGCUUUUUGUGCGCCAUCUCGAAGCAAUUUACGAGAAUUGGCAUCGGAAGGGGAGGACAGUGAUCACAGAACAAAUUUAGUGAGUAUUAAACCAAAAGGAAGAGACAGUGAUUACCGUUGUUAUGAUUACAGUUUUCUUUCAGAUCAUACAGCACAGUCAAAGGCAGUUCCAACACCUUCUAUUCACGCAUUAUUUGCAAGUGGUGAUGAUUUAGAUUUGCGAGUAAAAAAGCCUGGAGUAAAACAAAGUAAUGAUGAUUCAGGAUCUGACAUGGACAUCAGUGCUUCAGAAUCAGAUGACAUGGAUAUUAGUGAUGAGUCCGGGAAAGAAGGAAACAGUAAUAAUAAAAAAACAAGUGAAUCAAAGUCAACAAAGAAAAGUCAGUCCAAAGAAAAUAAAACAGAAGCUCUUAAAAAGGUAAAUAAUAACAAAGAGACUAAACCUGAAAAACCUGCCGGUAGUACGAGUACUGCAGUCACAAAGAGUGUAACUACUACUACUUCCACUUCAGCUAUCAGUGUAAUAGCAAGAGUUAGUAAAACUGCUGACACUACUUCCAUUACCACUAAACCCAACAAUAAAUCGGGUAUUGUUGAUGUAAGUGCCAUACUAUCUGUCAUUGGCAACACUGGAGCUCUAAAAUCUGAAGGAAAGAAAGCAGAAAAAAGAAAAUCAGUAGACAGUGAUGAAAGUGAGGGUUACACACCUCAACCUCUGAGGAUUCGUAAAGAGUCUGGAAAUGAUUCAAACGGGGAUAUCAGCGACAAGGAUUAUAAAGCUUCAAGUGCAGGGAGGGGGUGGUAUAAAGAUUUCAAGAAAUCGGACAAAGAAAAGAGUCCGGUGGAAGAGUAUAUCCCAACAGUAAUUGCUAAGACCGGGGGAAGAGGAAACACAGGAAGGGAUUAUAGUAAUAAUCGUAGUUGCAGUGAAAAAAAUGUUAUAGAUGUUAUGAAAAGCCUAGAUGAAGAGUUUAAUCAGCAACGAGGCAAGGGUAAUUCCAAGGGUCAGAGCCAUAAUCGAGGUGGAGGAUACAGAGGCGGGUAUAGUCCACAGCAGGGCAAUGGAGGAUAUUACGGUAGUCCUCAGAACUACAGGGGAAGGGGUCGGGGAAGCCCCAACUUUUAUCCACCACACGGUAGAGGUAGAGGCAGCUUUGGACCUCCUUAUAGUGGCCGUUAUGGCGACUUUCAGCAUGGAACUCCUCCUUACAACCCAUCAGGAAGAGGUUUUCGCGGGUCAGAAUCAUACGGUGGAGGACGAGGGGGCAGGAGAGGUGGCAGAGGGGGAAGAGGUUGGUGGUAAAUAUCGAUACAAUAUUUUGGCAUAGUAGUGUUUUGAAUUUUUAAGAAAAAAUUUUAUGCCUACUGUUUUCACUAUCAGUAGCUAAACUGUACAAUCCAUGUUAAAGAUGUGUGAAAAUAUGUAAAAUUGUGUUAAUGGUAGAUGGUACAAAUAUUCCUACUCAUGUGAAGUGAAUGUUCCUUGAAUGUUCCAUUAAGGAAAAUCCUCUCCACCUUGUUAUUGCUUCCAAGGUUCUUUAUGGUGGCUAGAGACUGUAAUAUGUAAUACAUCAUAUUUCUUGAGAGGGGUUCUAUUUUUUAAUAGAAAGCAUUUAUUAAGAUCUGUAAUCAUUGGAUUUUAUCCAGAUUCAUAGGAAAUCUUGUUUGUACUUGGUACAUAAAUUAUUUUUGUCUGCCAAAACUUUUUAUUGUUUAUGGUGAUCUGAUGUUUGAAAACAUGAGUGUGCUUUUCAAAUUAAAUAUCUGAAUGUAUAUCAGACUAAAAUAUGCAAUAUUAAUUUCAUUAUAUGCAGAACUUGAAUGCUCACAGAUAUGUAAACUGUCCUUAAUAAUAGGCUUUUCUAGCCCUCUGCCAAGGGGUUUCUGUUUAUGCAGAAGCCUUUUUUAGGGGACCAGGACAGUUAAUUACCUCUAACUGACAGCUUAUGGUUGAUCAUCUCUCCUUGUUACAACAAUCACCAUUAAUAGUUUGGAUUGGAAGCAAAGGUUACCCUCUAGAGUUAGGAUGUCUAUCUGGCCAUUAAACACAUUGUACCAGCCAUGGCUGCCAUCAUAAUUUCAGAGAAACUUCGCUGUUUUGAAUUUUACCAGCUGAUGCUUAUCUUAGUAGGCGUAUCCCAAAGCUCUUCAUAAUAAUGUUGAGCUAAGUAUCGUAUUCCAACUUGGAUAUGCUUUGAGGGGUAAUUGUGAGGUUUACUACAGUUCUAAGUGUAAACAUUUAUGUAAAUCUGUCAUUUUGUCUUCUUGCUUCAGUUCUUUGGGUUUGUAUAUAUCCAACUGGCUCCUCCAAGUCCAGGUUAUUACACCAGCAAGUGAAAUGAUCUUAGCACGAGGGAGUGUGACUUCAAUUACAUUGCUCAAGUAGUACCUCAUGUUUAUUUUGUUUUUUUUGUUGAUGACUGGUCAUCCUAUGUGGGUUACAGAAAACUGGCUUAUGGUUUCUGGAACAUCAUAAUAAGGGUUUUGAUGACUUACUUGUGACUACAUGGGUAUAUAAGAAGUCAACAUGUAAUAUUCUCUGUAGCUUUAGUCCAAGGAGUUUUAUGUGCUUACAUGAUUCUCAUGAUUAGAUUAAACAUAAUCCCUUCAGAGGAUCUGCUAUCUGGCCUGGAUAGAUUGAGUUCACCGAGUUCAAUUUCAAGAGUGACUUCAAAGUCCCUUAUAAUUUCCACUACCUGAGUUACUAUUUCACUUCAAUGUGCUGGUGACUUCAGACCAUCUUUGCACCCAGAACAGUAAUGAGGGUUUAGGCUUUCUAAGUUGUAUUCAUUAAAUAUAAAUAGGGGAAGGUCACUUAACAUUAUGAUUUGAUAUUAUAGGGGUACCAUAUAGCAGCUGUGUAAACAGUAUUGCACAUGUGAAUUUUCAUGUUGUGAUUGAUAGUUUCACACUUCAUUGCAUCUGAGCUGUGUUACUUAGUGCAGGUUAGGUUUUUGCUUAAAUGUCUUGUUUUCUUAGCAUAGAAUAUAAUUGGGCAGAAGCAUGUCUGGCACUCCUCUCCCCUUGGAUUGUUUCCUCUGCUUGAGGGAAAAUGUUGCAGGAGCUGUAUGUUAGGGACCUCUCCUCUCUAGGAUUUUUCUGAACCCCUGCAGUGGCAUUAUUCCCAAUGUAUUUCAGGGACUUGAAGGAUUCCAAUUAAGAAUUCAGUCAAGUUUAUUUGAUUGGAGUCUUUUAUGUGCAAAUUCAGGAAUUCUGGCAGGGCACUGUACCUUCUUCCUAUGUUCAGUUGGGAAUGUGGAGAGUAGCAAAUUUACUGGAUGGUAGAGUUUCUUCUCCAUGAGAUCAUGUGGUUUUAUGAUAGAUACCAUAGGAAUCACAUCCUGAUGCAUCCUGACUCUGUGAUGCUGUCUAUGACAGCAUUGGAGUUCUUUUUUUACCAUAUAGAGGGAAUAGGUUAAGAACAACUUCCAAUUAUACUGUAUGUCCAAACUGCUUUUCAGGAGGAUUUUUUAAUAGGAAAUAUAUUUUCCUGUUCUUGGACAAAAUGGAAGCAGGUUUAUAUGUUUCUUCUGUUCUCCUGCAUGCUAAAAUUUGAUUUCCCUUUAUAUUAAGGCUUUGAAAUUAUAUUGUUCAGUGACCAUCUCUAACUUAUAGUCAGUAAAUAUAUUGAGUCACGAUUACAUUUUUGUGCCAUGGAUUUCACAUAUCCAUGUCUUUAAUAGUCUUGGCCUGCCCUGAAUGUGCACAUUAAAUAAAUAUUUCAUUUUCCUUUGGGCUCUGGAUACCUUCCCAUUAUGUUUUCCUUGAGAUUAGAGGGUACUGUCAAAUAAUUUUGUGGUACAAAUGAGCUUGGGUUGCAGCUCCUGUCCUUGUCACAGUUGGGAACUCGUCUGUGAAGUGCUUGUCUGCUGCUCUUUGGGGAAUUGAUAGUACAGUACCACCACCUCCCCAAUUUUUUACUGGCUGUGAUUACAGGAACUGCCUAGUGGGCAUCACGCUAGAAUUGGAAGAUUGAUUCUGAAAUCUGGUUUUCUAGUUGAGCCUGCAGCCAGGUAGGUAGGACAACCUCCCUCCAGUUUGUCAAUAGCCAGCUGAAAAUAUCCAAAACAGCAGAUUUACUCUGGCUGGUGUGAUUAGUGUACUGGCCCAGUAUACACGGCCACCUUUCAGACUUCUUGCCUCUAAAGGUUAAUCUUUGUUUCCAGUUUACCUAUUCAGGUGAGAUAUUUAUGACGGAUGGCCAAUUAUAAGAUUAACCCCAGGUACCAGUUAGGAGGGUUUACUGUCAAAUAUCCCCAAAUAGUUGUAUUGUGCAUUAACAGGAGCUGCUUUGCUACUGGCUUAGCUAGAGGUUAAGAUUUCAGAAUCAAUCCUCCAGUUUGUUUUGAUUUUUAGAAAGGUAACAAGUGUUAUUUUAAUUUCAUCAAACUUUACUCCUUUUGAUUUCUCUCCAUGUCUGAGCAAAUUGAUACACGGUCACAUAGAGUAAUGUUUGCAAGAGUGAUCCAAAUUUCAGUGAUAUCAUGUCAUCAGCUUGUUUAAAUUCUCUAUUUGGCCAUCACCAGAAAUGUUUAAUACUGUAUCUUCAGAUUGGAUAUAUCCUUUAGUACUAUGGCUACAAACUGACCCAUAGCUAUAGGUAUAGGCACAAGCUUGUUCUCCAAUAUUCUUGAUUGUAAGUAACUACAGCUGUCAUCCCUAAUGAACCAUCAGUAUCCUGCCAUAAGAUUGGAAUUAAUUACUUGGAUGGCAUGAUCAUUGUAGCACCAAGAGAGUCAUUUUAUAUAUACAGUACAUUCAAUUCAUUGAAAUUGCUUAUAAAACAAAUUUAUUUAGGUUCCCCAAUUGUUUGAAUUCCUUUUAGUUGUUUAAUAUCAGGUUUGUUAGUAUCUGAACUUGUUGACCCAGUGCAGUUAAAUGAAGGGUAUGGAUAAAGUGAUGCUAUUUUCCUCGUAUGUGAUAUAUUUGAAUCUUUGUUCUUUAUUUCUUGAGUGAUGCUCCAAGCACCCUGACUGUUGAUAGGGUUUUAAAAAUAGGUCUGCAGCUAAGGGGACUUAUAUGUUAUUUCCUUUUGCAUGUGCAUCUAUUUGACUCAUUAAAACAGACAGGCAGUUUAAUUUGCAUUGUUUGAAUUUUUUAAAAAUAAUAUAUUUUAACUGCACUUGAGUUUGCAUUAAGCAGGUACUCAUAUGAAAAUAGAUUUUCUUUAGUGAAAGAGUGUCAUAAUGGCAAAAGGUUCACAGGCUUAACUUUUGAUGAUGGUAAUGUAAGGAUGUACUGUAUAUUAUACAAGAUUGAAAUUUUGCACUCUGAAUAUUUUGGUGUAAUCUACUCAUUUUAUUAUUUUAAUUCAUGUUAAAUUGUUUACACAUGAAUGCCUGAUAUGCACAAUGUACAUUGUAUGUAAACACUAUAUUAAGAUCUAAAAAAAAAAACAUUAAAAUUGUAAAAAAUAUUGGCUUCAAGAUUAAGCCCAGCUAUUACUGUAAGCAAUAGUGUUGGUGUGUAAGCCAAAGUGUAGCUUGUGGAAAUAUUUGGCCUCCUGGCUAAUAAAGCUAAAGGGUGAUACCUCUGUCUCGUCCCUCUUGUGUCAGAUAUUCACCUCUUGGUCUGUCUGUCUGUAACUUUAGUUAGGUUAGGAGAAAUAUGAAAAAAGGGAAAUUAUAAUUGCUCUAACCAACUGUAAUACCAAUCCAGACUGACAGAGAUAACUUUUUGACAACCCAUACUACUGGAGUUUAUGACUAAGUGACAAACCUGUAGUUGACUUUGACUAGAAUUAAUUGUGUACUGUAUAUAAGCACAUGAAUGAAGAAACAAAAGGUAGGAUGUAUAGCUCAUUCUUACAAGGUAGUGUUGGUUCACUAUUAGAAUUAUGAGGGGCUAGUCUCAUUAAUUUUUAUGGAACAAAGAUUUAAAAGCUUAGUUUUGUUAGUAUGUACUGUAUAGGGGGAUUAAAUGUGUGCAAUUAAUGGGAAGUCCU
Molecule: messenger RNA, 9064 nt
Organism: Homarus americanus (American lobster)
Lineage: Eukaryota; Metazoa; Arthropoda; Malacostraca; Decapoda; Nephropidae
Exons: 10
Coding region: 794-4423 (1209 amino acids)
Biological process (GO): mRNA 3'-end processing
Cellular component (GO): RNA polymerase II, holoenzyme
Molecular function (GO): RNA polymerase II complex binding
Source: RefSeq, a predicted model, not a curated record